Cuscuta europaea is the source of this 1925-nucleotide messenger RNA. NCBI's taxonomy places the organism in Eukaryota, Viridiplantae, Streptophyta, Magnoliopsida, Solanales, Convolvulaceae. The record is from the annotation of a GenBank genome assembly.
UAUAUACUCCUGAUAAUGAAAUAAAGAGCAGAGCUAGUUUUUUAUUCCUACGCUAAACUCAACAUGGUAUCAUCAGAGCCCCCAGCGGCUGAGCAACCGAAAAACCCUACCUGCUCGUCCAUGUUCGUCUUCGACCAAAAGUAACACCAGGGUUGUUCACUUGUUCAGAGAUGGGAGACGAAGCAACGCCAUGGUUGGACCCUGCAUCACCGUUUUAUCUGGGAUCGGGAGAUCAACCAGGUAAUCUAAUUACUCACGUUGUCCUCAAUGGCGACAAUUACGUGUCUUGGUAGAGGGCCAUUACUCUGUCACUAAAGGUGAGGUGAAAGUUCGUGUUCAUAGAUGGAACCAUCAAGAAACCUACGGCAGCGUCGUAGCUCCUCGAUUGGGACACAGUAAACUCGGUGAUUGUUUCUUGGAUCCUGCGAAGUAUUGACCUAAGUGUCGCAACAUCUAUACCUUAUCAUGAAGAAGCAAGAUCAUUAUGGUUGUAUCUUGAGAUCCGAUUUGGUGUUGCUAACAGGCCUCGUUUGCAACAGUUACGUGCAUCCAUUACAGAUUGCAAACAAAUCAAAGUCAUGUCUGUUGAAGGAUAUUAUACCAAACGUAUGGGUCUCUACCAUGAGAUGAAUCGUCUCAAGCCAUUACACGUGUGCUCGUGUGGAAUUUGUACAUGUGAUGUCGCUGGCAAGUUUGUGGCUGACAGGGAAGAAGAACAAUUUCAUCAAUUCUUGAUUGGAAUUGAUGAUGAGAUUUACGGGACGGCUCAUUCAAACCUUAUGUCUCAAGACCCAUUGCCGGAUAUUAAUCGUGUGUGUCAAGUCUUCCUUUGAGAGGAGCGCUCUCGCGCCAUUACUCGUAACAAGAAUCAUGUUGCUGAAAUCAGUGCCCUUACUCUUCAAGCCGAGCGUACCAAGAGACGGGUGGACAAAGCCGAACGCAGCAAGCAUACAUGUUCUCAUUGCAAACAGAAAGGUUAUGACAUAAGUACAUGUUUCAAAAUACAUAGCUAUCCAGAGUGGUGGGAAGAACGUAAUCGUAACAAAGGUACACUUGGACAAGGACCACCGGCUGGAACGCUACCUUGUCGCAUGGGCAGGGAGGAAUCGCACACGCACAUGUUGUAACUGCACCGCCAUAUGAAGUGACUGCUCCGCCUAACUCUGGUGAUACACAUCUGUUACAUAUGUUGACUAAAGAACAGGUUGACGUGCUUUUGAAUAUGCAUAAUAACAAAACUCGUUCCUAUGAUUGUAUGACUGGUGAGUCAACUUAUUUUGAUUGGACUAUUGAUAUUGGGGCCACUCAUCAUGUGACGAGCGAUUCAUCAUGUCUCACCAAUUUUGUGCAUAUUAAUUGAUGUCCGGUCGAACUACCCGAUGGGCGUACUGUGACUGUUUCUAUGGAGGGCAGACGGGCAGUGUGCGCCUCUCUCAAACACUCUCACUUGCUAAUGUUCUCUAUGUGCCCGGCUUACACUGUCAUCUCAUAUCUGUGUCUAAAUUAAUUGAUCACUCAGCUUGUACAGUAUCUUUCACUAAUUCUCUUUGUGAUAUACAGGACCUACACUUGAGGAACCUGAUUGGACCCGAUGAGAGACGAGAUGAGCUAAUUUAUUUCCGAGAUGUGCCAGAUGUUCAUGUCGUUGCAGAACCUGGAUUCCCAGAGUGUUAGCUACGGCGUCAUCUUGGGCAUCCGUCAGAUAGAGUUGUUGAACUAGUACCUGGGGUUAGUUCUAGUUUUUCUAGAAAGAAACUAAAUAAAGCUUGUGUGGUUUGUCCACAAGCAAAACAAGUUCAUGAUUCUUUUCCUUUUUGUGAAAAUAAAGCUAGUCGAAUUAUGGAAUUAUUACAUUGUGAUUUGUGGGGUCCCUAUAAAACACCCUCUACUUGUGAUGUUGUUUAUUUUAUGACCAUUGUUGAUGA